AUGUUUCCCAGUCGCGCGGCGUUGCGCAUACGCAUAAUUCUGGCGGGCCUAUUCCUCGUGUUGAUAUGCAGCCAGUCUUUCUCGCGCUGGCACAAUCAGAGUGAUGCACCCGAAGCCACCUCCAUCGAUGAUCCAGCUGCACUCCGACAAGCUCAACUCACCUGGCGUCAUGCUACUGAAGGCAACAUCGAAUUCUGGCGUCAAUUCCAACCCUUGCUGACCACUUACGAACCAAAAUGCCUACCCCCUCUGAGGCUAGGAAUGGCGCCAUCAAUUCGGUUCGAGCAGGCAGACCCUCACGAUCAAACCGAGUUCCUGGAUCUUCUCCCCAUGGACAUUGAGGACCUGCAACAGACGCAUCGGGGCUUCCUGGACGCAAUCCAGACUACGCCGCCUCAACUGAACUACACGCGCAACACGCGCGGUCUCGUGUCCACCGCAGGAGGAUCCUACCUCCCCGUGCUCGUGCUAUCGCUCCGCAUGCUCCGGCGCACCGGCUCCCGGCUCCCAGUCGAAGUCUUCCUUGCCAGCGAAGACGAGUACGAGACGUACAUCUGCGACGUGAUCCUGCCCUCGCUGAACGCGCAGUGCAUCGUCCUCUCGACCAUCCUCAACGCGAUCCCGCACUCCAUCCACAUCCAGAAGUACCAAUUCAAGCUCUUCGCGAUGCUCUUCUCCUCCUUCGAAGAGAUCCUCUUCCUCGACGCGGACGCCUACGCGCUCUUCCCCCCGGAAACCCUCUUCACGCGUGACCCCUUCCUCACGCACGGCCUGGUCACCUGGCCCGACUUCUGGGCCACGACGAUCUCCCCCUCCUACUACGCGAUCACAGGGCAACCGACCCCGAGACCGCCGACGCGCCCAUCCAGCGAAUCCGGCGAGGUGCUCCUCUCGAAAAGAACGCACCUGCGCACCCUCCUCCUCAGCACCUACUACAACAUCCACGGCCCGGAGUUCUACUACCCGCUGCUGUCGCAGGGCGCCGCCGGCGAAGGCGACAAGGAGACCUUCGUCGCCGCGGCCCUGGCCCUCGCGGAGCCGCACUACCAGGUCGCCGAGCCCCUCUGCGCCAUCGGCCACACCACCCAGCGCGGCGGCGGCUUCGCCGGCUCCGCCAUGGUGCAGUUCGAUCCCACCGAGGACUUUGAUCGGCACCACCACCGCGAGGAUGACACACGGAAGCCCCAGCCACAAGCCCACGGCUUCUUCCUGUCCACCAACAAUUCCAGCACGGCCCGUAGCACCCCCCGGGCUUUCUUCAUCCACGCCAACUACCCGAAAUUCAAUCCCGCCACCGUCUUCGACGCGCACGAGGUCAACCCCGCCAUCGGCGACGAUGGCCGCUACACCCGCGCCUGGACCGGGCCGCCGGAGAUCAUCCGGGCGUUCGGCCGCGACGUCGAGAAGGAGUUCUGGGAGGAGAUCCGGUGGACGGCGUGCGAGCUCGAGGGGAAGUUUCGCUCCUGGGAAGGGAAGAAGGGAAUCUGUAAGAGGGUGAAGAAGUACUACCAGGCGAUGUAUGGGGGACGAUGGUGGGGUUGGUAG
Messenger RNA from Aspergillus aculeatus ATCC 16872, 1545 nucleotides. Its product is annotated as alpha-mannosyltransferase. Bases 1 to 1545 code for a protein of 514 amino acids. The transcript has a single exon. Gene Ontology annotation, biological process: mannan biosynthetic process. Gene Ontology annotation, molecular function: alpha-1,2-mannosyltransferase activity. Lineage: Eukaryota; Fungi; Ascomycota; Eurotiomycetes; Eurotiales; Aspergillaceae. The record is from RefSeq and is a predicted model, not a curated record. Gene Ontology annotation, cellular component: Golgi apparatus.